GCUAGUAGUAAGAUUGUCUGUCUGCGUGCACGACGCUGUGCAAUAUUGUGAUCUGAAGUCAACCCUGGCGCCUGCGGCUAAUUUGAGAGGCCUUGAGGAAAUUAGGUGCGGCGGACAAAUGAAGUUUAUCGAACCAUUGGUUCCCGGGACUGAACUAGGAAUAGCAGGCCAGCCAACCGUGGAGAGAAUUGGCGACGGCUACAGCCAGCGACAUGUUUCCUUUGGGCGUGGCACAUCUUGAAGCGGCUUCCCAUCUUCCAUGGCCGGCACAUCUCACAGUGCCCAUCCCCUCUCCCACACACACACAGCCGUACACAGAGCCGCUGAUUGGAGAAUGAUCCAACACAGGCCCGCAUCUCUCAGCUUGGCCCAAGCUGACGUUCCUACAAAGGCUAGGCGGAGAAUCCCAACGGCGUGGAAGCAGGCCCUUCGGCCCAUUGAGUCCAGAACGACCCUCUGAAGAACAUCUCAUCCAGAAACCCCCUCCCCCGAGCAAACUCCGCACAGUCACCCAAGGCUGGGAUUGAACCUGGGUGCCUAGCACUGAGAGGCAGUUUAGCUAACCAUGAGCUACCCAGAUGUGGAGCCAAACAAAUCCAAAUCAAUGAAGCCUUGAUCAACACAUGAUAAUAUAUUCUGCCAUCGGGAGAUGUCUUCACACUAGCUCCGAGUUGUCCAGACUCCUCUUCCUGGCUUGUUCCAUUGCUAUUACUAGAAUAAAUGGCGUUUCUAUUUUGUUUUCUUAAAAUGAUGUUUCUCACGCAUUUAGACCAAGUUAGCACAAUUUUGAUGCAGCUAUGUGAAAACAAUCUAGAUUUUUCAUCGCCCAGCCUGUGAGAUGUUUGCUGUGGGUUACUAGCACAGAUUAGGCAGUAAAUCGCUGAGCUUCAAGUGUUGUAGAUUUUCCUCACGUUCUGUACGGAUAAUUCCGGUUUAAUCUCAGAAUACUGCGGGCAGUAAGAAGCGGCCAUUUUCUCUCCAGGGAGCGUUAAGAAUUGACAACCAUAAAGAGUACGGUUGCCAUGAAAACUGCUCACACAUAGUUACACCGGAGGCACUCGAUCGCCCUUUGUUAGAUGGAUAAGAUCCUGAGGGAAUAACUUUAGAUGCGUCGCUUCGUGUUUGUGUGUGUGUGUGGGGGGUUUCUCUUUUGUCUAAUUCUGAGAAUUGCAGGUUUAUUAAGAUUGCAGCCAGGAGACGUUGUUAUUAAAGUUCCUACUUUUAAUGAAAAGAUGUCACCUAUGGAACUGCAAUCAUUUCAUUGAUAAGAUUGAAGAGCCUUCAGACAGCCCAGCGGUGCCGAAAGGACAGCAAAUGCUUGACUUUUCCAGAUCAACUCAUAUUCAGUGAUCGGAACAAAGCUGUGUGUGUGUGGAAGUGGUGGCAGUUGAUACUACCUUACGUGUGGAGUGGAAGGAAGUGAAGUCAGCGGCAGCUCUCUUGCCAUUGGGAAACACUACGACCUCUCUAGUACGAAGGCUAGCACACCAGACAUCAAUAGAGAGCCCGGAAACUGCUGAGGUAAAUGUUGAAGACACUAUUGAAAUGUUACCGAAAUCAAGACGCGCACUUACAAUCCAGGAGAUUGCUGCACUUGCAAGAUCAUCUUUGCAUGGUUUCUCCCAAGUCGUAAAAGACCAUGUAACUAAACCUACUGCCAUGGCUCAGGGUCGAGUUGCUCACCUCAUAGAAUGGAAGGGCUGGUGUAAGCCCAUGGAAUCUCCAAUGACUCUGGAGAUUGAUUUCAAUUCCUACUCAGACUUAAGUGAAGGUGAACAGGAAGCAAGAUUUGCAGCAGGUGUGGCAGAACAAUUUGAGAUUGCAGAGGCUAAGCUCAAAGCGUGGUCAUCUGUCGACGGCGAUGAUUCAAAUGAUGACUCAUAUGAUGAAGAUUUUGUACCAACUAGUGACAGCACCCUGCCAGCUGAUGCAGCUGGACAGUACCCACAAGUGAAUUACUCGAGAGAUAUGCUGCAUGGCCAUUUGUGCAAACUCACAGUGAGACAGGCAUCAUGUGAGCAGGAAAGUGAUUCCUCCCAAACUGUCUCCCCAGAGACCCUUUGUUCAAGUCUGUGCAGUCUGGAAGAUCACCCUUUGCUUAAAAUGGAGCUGGGGUCCCCCACCGAAUUAGCCACAAAACUGUUUGGUCAGAUCAGUGCAAAGACUGGUCAUAGGGACAUGAUCUCUCAGCUGCAACCAAACAGCAACACUGAAUGUGCCUUUAGGAACCUUAUCUGUGAGGACUCCUCUUAUUCUGUGUCUUAUGCUGAAUCUUGUUUUACUCCGGAGGAAGAUGACUUGUCAUGUCAAGAUUACAAAACCAUCUGUAAGAAGGAGGACGGCGAGUAUGAGGGACGUAGAAAAGUAUCAGACGUUGCUUCCUCAGGUGUAGUAUCUCUGGAUGAGGAUGAUGCAGAAGAUCAAUGAAUUCUUUGUGACCCUGGCAUGUGUUUCUCCCUUUGAUACUGGUCUUGAGGCGUCCAAACAAUCGGUCUGUAUUUUGUAAAAGACUGUAAAAAUAACCUUUGCACAAAUAAUUGCCUGAGGUUUGAUGCAAAGGUUCAAGCACUUCACAGGUUUGCAUGCUAUGAAGUGCCGAAAGGAACUGUUUGCUGAAAUGUUCUUAGCACGGUAUGUAGCUCAAGCUUUGAGAAUCUUUCAUACUGAUCUUUAAAUUACUUGCUCUGUUAUUUUUCAUGCUGGAAAGCAUUCUCCAGUCACAAUGGCAUGGCUAUGUCUUGUGCUAAAAUGGCCAAAUUAUAAUCUUCGUACAAGAUUAAGCAGCUGCUGGAAUGUUCUUAAAAACAGACGACAUGUCUUUUUAAAAAUAUUUCACAUAAGAGGUAUUUGCUUUUAACCUUCUAGUUUUAUACCAUUCAACAUAUUAUAGUCAGAUGAUAAAUUAAUUUUCAAUGGUCUAAUGAAAAACAUGCAAUGUCUAAAUCUUUUAAAUUCCCACAGUUGAAUCCUCUAAUUUUGGAUAAAAUAGUUUCCACUGAUGCAGUAAAGGAAAGUGCAUUAUGGUUCAAAUUUUAUAUUUUUGUAUUUGUGUCUGCAUCUUGUGAGGUAUUGCUGUAAAUUGGAUUGCACGGGGCUUCAGUGCUGUUGCUGUAGGAUAUUUCUUUGUUAUCACUGUGUGAUAUAGUCUAUAAACAAAGAAUACUGUGGUAUUUCUGACUUUCAUUGUCAUAUUGUUUAAAUUGCAAGUGUUUUAACAUAUAAUCAAGAAUAAUACAGCCAAUAUCCCACUCAAAUAAAAAUCACAUGUGAGUGCCUGAAAUACUGUUUGAUGUGGCACGUUCAAAACAUAAAUCUCUUUUAAAAAAAAAGUGAAUCCUGUAUGGAAGUGCGUGAAUUUGAUGAUUAUAUUGGCCAAUUUAAUAAUGAUACAUGGAUGCAAUCUUUUUUUUCUUUUCAAUUCUAUUCAGAAAGAUAGACUGUUAAGGUACCCAGGGCUGCCAUUACUUUCUGGCUAGGUGCUUCAGAUCAUGCACUCACAUGUGAGGAAGUUAUUAAUUGAUAAAGGUUCAUCGCCAAUGGCUUUCUUUUUUGUGUUGCUGUUUUCCUGGCAUGAUAAUGGUCUGGCAGUGCAAAAAACAGUUUCCAUGCAAUGUUUUAUUGGCUGUAGCUGUUUUUCUGAAAAAUUAUGAGCAAUUCAUUUGCUUCAGAUUGCCCAUAACUAUGACUUUGUUACAUCUCAUAAGCAACAGUUAUGUUUGACUGGGUCUGGCUUUUCAUUUGUAGUUAGAUGCUGGAUAUGAUUUAUAAAUGUUCUUUAUUUUCCCAAGAAACAUCACCUACCUUGAAUGCCUACUGAAAUGUUUUUGGGCUUGAUGUAGCCCUGACUGUACAGCAUUAAUAUUCAGUGCUCACACCCCUCCUCCGGAAACCUCCCCAGAAUACUGACGUGGCCUGAUUGCUUAUGCUUUAACAGCAUCUCAGGAGAGUUAAGAGAGUGUUUUUUUUCCCCCAGUAAAACAAAGACAACCCGAGUAACAAUUG
Chiloscyllium plagiosum (whitespotted bambooshark) is the source of this 4002-nucleotide messenger RNA. The record is from RefSeq and is a predicted model, not a curated record. Lineage: Eukaryota; Metazoa; Chordata; Chondrichthyes; Orectolobiformes; Hemiscylliidae.